Molecule: messenger RNA, 1910 nt
Organism: Dermacentor silvarum
Lineage: Eukaryota; Metazoa; Arthropoda; Arachnida; Ixodida; Ixodidae
Product: dehydrogenase/reductase SDR family member 9
Exons: 6
Coding region: 264-1322 (352 amino acids)
Molecular function (GO): oxidoreductase activity
Source: RefSeq, a predicted model, not a curated record
ACACUAGGCAACUUGUUCGGCGUGUAGCGGAAGUUGUAUCGGUAAAGGGACCUUUCUUGAGUUCCUGCCUAGCUGGUACGCACAAACCUAGACGUUGCUGGACAGACGACGGAAAACCACUUGUCGGAAGUGACCUGAGUAUAAGUAGCACCAGCCUUCAGUCGUCUUUCUGGAAUUUUUCUACAAGAGUUCUGCGGAGACGAUCGAGGGUCCCAAGUCCGUAAGCUUUGGUACAGACCACUUACUGUGGCAAAGGGAUAGACAUGAAGACAAGGUGGAUCCUGUUCUUCAUGCUCGUCGUUCCUCUGUGGGAAGUCUGCAAGCGCUGGCCAUUUCUGACACAGUGCGCGACCUAUUUCGGCUCGGCUUGCCUGGUGUUGCUAGCGAGCUUUUGGCUGGCUCAGUUCCUCUGGUCCAACGCCUUAACGAAGCACGUUGAAGGGGAUGGCAAAGCUGUUCUGGUGACCGGUUGUGACACGGGCUUUGGGAAUUUGCUGGCGAAGCGGCUGUCCAACGAAAGGUUCUUCGUGUACGCCGGCUGUCUGGACGCCAAUGGUGACGGUGCUCGCGAGUUGUCCAAGAAUUCGAGCAUUCAGGUUGUGCAAAUGGAUGUCACGAAUGAAGACCAAAUCGAGAACGCGCUCGUCACAAUCAAGAACACACUUGGGACUAGAGUCCUUUGGGCUGUCGUUGCAAACGCAGGCGUACCUAGUCAUGGGCUACUGGAGUGGGAAAGCAUGGCCUCGAUACGAAAGGUCUUCGAGGUCAACGUGUUCGGUGUGGUCAGCGUGUCCAAGAAAUUUCUACCGCUGCUUAGGAGGUCCAAGGGUCGCCUCAUUGUCGUCUCCAGUGUUCUAGGUCGUGGCACCGUUCCUGCGGGCGUGUCUUAUUGCAUGAGCAAGCAUGCCGUCAUCUCAUUGGCUGAUGGACUGCGCCGGGAGUGCCUUGGCAGAGGUGUUGACGUCUGCACCAUCGAGCCUACUGCUUACAGGACACGGAUAGUGGCUGACGUGGGAUCUUUGGAGAUGAUCCGCGACGACCUAAGUCGGCUACCUGGCGAGGUGCUGGAUGACUAUAGCGAGCGUGAGAUACAGGAAUGGAUGAAUACGGCCGAGAUUCUUUUCAAGUGGAUGGCCCGCAAGAAUCCCAAUGAAGUAGUCGAACAGAUGGUGCGGGCCAUCAGGGAGUCCGAGCCAAAGCCGUACUACGCAGCCUGGGGACCCUUCGACCCCAUCUUCUACUUUGUCCUUCGGGAAGCACCGGCUGAGGUGGUUGACGCUCUGAGUUACGCGGUGCGCAAGAUCAGCGGAUUAAGGAAAUAGAUUCCGGAGAGAGUUGACUAACUAGUGACAGGACUGUAGUGUGUUUUUCAGACACAUAUCCUUUCAUGUCUUUCUUCAGGGAAGUUUUGGCGCCACUUCAUGAAGUGCCGCCAAAAGGGACUGAUGUAAUGGCCGAGACGAAUGGAUGGCGGCUAUAAAAAAGGUUGUUGAGUAGGUUGUGUUGAGUGAAUGGCUUCUAUGAGCAUGUUUGCUUAUUUAUAUUUAAAUAAUUGAUCACUGAUAUGUCUAUUCCAGUGGAGGAAUGUACAGUCCAUUUCGGGAAGUAUUUUCUAGCGCUUUCAUCAUUCGGCGUCUCAUCCUACUACGCAAAUGCACUGGAGAGGUAGAAAAUUUUGAAAUAGAUUUGGACAGCCAAAUACCCCUCCAUAAUUUUCAUUGUGAAAGUGUUGAUGAUAGUGCGUUCUGGAAUAAGGUUUCUGUGAAUGUACUGUGGAGAAUACAGAUCCAAAAAUCAGGAAGGUGAGAUAUAACAAAUCCAAGAGAACAAGGUUAGUGGCCAGGACCACCGAUUAUGCGAUAAGCGUUAGGUUUAAUCGUGUUAAUGCGCAGAGGGAAAGCGGGGAAAAU